This is a messenger RNA of Rana temporaria (common frog), 7410 nucleotides long. It is a transcript of the gene AR, whose product is annotated as androgen receptor. Lineage: Eukaryota; Metazoa; Chordata; Amphibia; Anura; Ranidae. Gene Ontology annotation, cellular component: nucleus. Gene Ontology annotation, molecular function: steroid binding; sequence-specific DNA binding; nuclear receptor activity. The transcript has 8 exons. Gene Ontology annotation, biological process: androgen receptor signaling pathway; male gonad development; regulation of DNA-templated transcription. The record is from RefSeq and is a predicted model, not a curated record. The coding region runs from base 972 to 3302 and encodes 776 amino acids.
GGGGAGCAGUCAGCGAGGAGCCGCUUCAUAGGCAGUGGUGUAAAGUUUGGUGGGGGGCGGCGGCGUAUGGUGGAGCUUUUCUAACACAAGAAGACAGGACCGAGCUGGAGAAGUUUCAUCUCAAGCCACCAGUGAAAGAUCGGCAGAGGAGACUUUCCAAGGGAGAGUUCCCAGACAAGAACCAGGGAGGAGGAGGGGGGUGGGGGGGAGAGACUUCAUUGGGCACCAGCCUUGGCACUACCCCUUGUUCUGCACCCUGGCACUAGCCUUAGGAUUACCCCCACUGGUUCUGAAACAGCUCCUGACAAUAUCUUUUUGAGUUUACCCCUUGCCACUAUCCUUGGCACCAGUCCUGGAACUGCUACUGGCAUAAUCCUUCGAAAUUACGUGUGGUGCUUGGCACUACACCACUGGAACACCUCCCGGAACUCUUCUUUGCAUUACCCCUAGUACCCCCCCCCCCGUAACUGCUCCUGGAACGCUUCCCGUUGGUACUACCCCGGAUUUAUUCUUGGCAUUACUUCUGGUCCCGUCCUCUACCUGGAGCUACCCCUGCUCGAUCCUUGGCACCACGUUUGGUUCUGUAGGUAGAAACUGCUUCUGGAACUAUUCUUUGCAUAUCCCCUGGCUAUCCUCAGCAUAUCCCUUGGCACUGCCCCCCCCAAUAACUGCUCCUAGAAACAUUCUUUGCUACCAUCCGCAAUACCCUAGGUACCACCCUCCAUAAGCAGCUCGUUGCAUAUCUCUUUGCUACCCUCAGCAGCUCCCCUUGGCACUACCCCUGUAACUGCUCCUGAAACAAUUGCAGUACGUAGAGCUACCAGUAUUGUACCUGGAACUUCUCCUGACAACUACCUUGUGGCACUACCUCUGCUGCUACCCUUGGCACUGUCCCUAGUACUGCCUCCUAUACACUGCCUGGAGCUAUCCCUGGCACUGCCUUUGGCACUCACCCCAACUAGGGGCGGGAGAUGGAGGUGCACAUUGGACUCGGGGGGGUCUACAAGCAGCCUCCGGGAAAAAUGAUACGUGGAGCCUUUGAGAAUCUUUUUUUGAGCGUCAGGGAGGCUCUGCAAGGUGAGAGGAGAUCAUCUGCUUCUCUAGACACCUCCAGCCCCAUCUCUGCCUGCGUUCACCCCCAUACCACCUGGAACGAAUCCUCAACCUGGUCCGAAGUCCGGGGCACCCCGUGGAGAGAACAGCAGGGGGCGCAGCCGGAUCCGCCACCCUGUAGCCCGAGGAGCCAGGCGCCCCAGUUCACGCUCAGCAGCUGCACCACCGAACUGAAGGAGAUCCUGGGUGACCAGGGGGGGAUGCCGGAGGAGGGCAACUCAGAGUCAUCGUCCAAAGAAGGUUAUCCAGAGAGCAUCUCCGACAGCGCCAAAGAGAUCUGCAAAGCGGUGUCCGUGUCCCUGGGACUCAGCAUGGAGGCACUGGAGCAUCUGAGUGCCGCAGGGGAGGGGCAGAGAGGUGACUGCAUGUUCGCGGGACCCCCACAUCAUACGAUGGACGCCCAGACGUGCCAAGUGGCUGAGGAAGACAAGAGUGACACCUCAUCCUCCCAGUACCGUGAAGGUGCCUUUAGGAGGGCUGGCCAGAGUACUUAUUCUGCUGGCAAAGCCCCAGAGGAUGGCAGUUCAUUGCCCACAGAAGAUAAAGAACAGCCCUGCACCGACAUGGCACUGCCGGAGCCCGGGAGCUUGAGAAGCCGUGGGAUGGAGGUCAUGCCGAGCCUGACCUUAUACAAGCCUACCGCAUUUAUGGAGGACGCUUCUGCUUACCCGGGCAGGGACUACUACAGCUUUCAGAUGGCACUCGCUCCACAUGGCAGGAUAAAAGUGGAGAGCCCCAUUGAGUUCGCUGGCAGCGCUUGGGGGGGACCGAGCAGAUACGGCGAGUUUCCCGGCUUCCCCCACUGCGGCCCAUCUGCCAACUGGCAUUCCCUCUUUGAGGAAGGACAGGCCACGGCUUCUUACACAGAUGCCAGCUUGUACAGCUAUCCACGGAGCCAUGUACCGCCUGGCCCGGAUGGUGAAUACUCUGCCGAAGCUUGGUAUCCGGCGACCGCCAUGUUGGGUAGGGUUCCAUAUGGCAGUCCGAUGAAGACCGAGAUGAACCCAUGGAUGGACGGCUACCCUGGUGCAUUCGGAGAGAUUAGGCUGGACGGGGGUAGAGAGCACCUUUUACCCAUUGACUAUUACUUCCCGCCGCAGAAAACCUGCUUGAUUUGCGGAGACGAGGCGUCCGGGUGCCACUACGGAGCGCUCACAUGCGGCAGCUGCAAAGUCUUCUUCAAGAGAGCAGCAGAAGGAAAACAGAAAUACCUGUGUGCCAGUCGUAAUGAUUGCACGAUCGACAAAUUCCGGAGGAAAAACUGUCCGUCGUGUCGUCUGAGGAAAUGUUAUGAGGCCGGCAUGACAUUAGGAGCACGUAAACUGAAGAAGUUGGGUAAUCUGAAGGCUCAGGAAGAGUUGGAAGGCUCUCCAGGACAGAGUGAAGGAAGAGAGAUGCCAAACAUGUCCAUUCCACAGCUUGAGGGCUACAGCUGCCAACCAAUUUUCCUUAACGUGCUAGAGGCUAUAGAGCCUAUCGUGGUAUGCUCUGGACAUGAUAACAACCAGCCUGACAGUUUUGCAUUGCUGUUGAGCAGCCUCAAUGAGCUCGGAGAGAGGCAGCUAGUGCAUGUGGUGAAGUGGGCAAAGGCAUUACCAGGUUUCCGUAACCUGCAUGUAAAUGACCAAAUGACCGUCAUACAGUACUCCUGGAUGGGACUGAUGAUAUUUGCCAUGGGAUGGAGGUCAUUCAAAAAUGUCAACUCAAGAAUGUUGUACUUUGCUCCAGAUUUGGUGUUUAAUGAGUAUCGCAUGCACAAAUCACGUAUGUACAGCCAGUGUGUUCGAAUGCGUCACCUAUCACAAGAAUUUGGAUGGUUACAGAUCACACCGGAGGAAUUCCUGUGUAUGAAGGCCCUUCUGCUCUUCAGCAUUAUUCCUGUGGAAGGUCUGAAAGACCAGAAGUGUUUCGACGAGCUUCGGAUGAACUACAUUAAGGAAUUAGAUCGUGUCAUCUCCUGCAAAAGGAACAACCCAGCUUCAAGCUCACGGCGGUUUUUCCAACUCACCAAACUCCUGGAUUCAGUGCAGCCAAUCGCUCGUGAGCUGCACCAGUUUACAUUUGACCUAUUUGUAAAGGCCCAGAUGGUGAGCGUGGAUUUUCCUGAGAUGAUGUCUGAGAUCAUUUCCGUCCAGGUCCCCAAGAUCCUGUCUGGAAGAGUCAAGCCCCUCUACUUUCACAGUUCAUGAAGAGCCCUCUGUUGGCCGUCUCCCUUACCCAUGCAGUGUGCCUUAAGGGUCACCGUGUACAGAUUAUGCAAAAUGGACUCCGCCUCCAGUCUUCACCGUGUCAUGUCUGAAAGGCGUGGCCGCAAAAAAGGCGCAUGUUUGUGUGCAGGACGAUUGUCAUGCAAAAGCCACAAGCUAUAAGUGUGCCAUGUGACCAACCCACAGGAGGACACACCGGGGAACCAUCACGGUUUUUACUAGCAGACUACAGUGCUGGAGCACUUCAGUUUAAAAUGGGAAUUUCUGGGGGAAUCUGGGAAAUAUGGAUGUGUUUCUACACAUUAUACCAAUAUGUCCAUUUUCAUAUAUGGCGGUUUAUACAACAUUGUGUAUCCAAUGUGAGAAGUAGUGGAUGGAAAAAUAGACAAAAUUUAAUGCAAAAUGUUUUGCGUACAUCUCUGCAUUGUAUACACAAUUCCACAUGUUUUAUUCCUCUAUCCUUUGCAAGUACCAAAAAAAAAAAAAAAAACCUGGGGAUUUAGCCAGAAAUCCAGUAAGCUUUAAGCUCCUGUAGAGAGCUGACAACUUUGUCUCUGCUGCACUGAAAUUCCAAUCAGUCCCAAGCACCCUUCUGAGUUCUCCUUGGGGGACUACAGAAUACGCCCCCCUUAUGUUAUGGAGAGGAGGAUCGGAAAAGGCGUUCUAUGUAGUGUAGCAAAAGAAAACUGGGUGGGGCCAACAACACUUCUAGGGAUUUUCAGUGCAGCAGAGGCAGCGUUGCCAGCUCAAUACAGGAAUUAGGGCGCUCACUGGAUUUCUGGCAGGUCAACACUUAUUUUUCUGUACUUGUAGCAUUUUUAAAGAGACAAUGUGUUAAUGUGCAUGUAUUGUGGAGAUGCACUAAAAAAAAUGUAUUUUUAUUUUGUCCUGAUAUAUAUUUUAACUAUAGACAGAACUCAUUAGCAAAAGAAUGUAUUCUCUUGGCUACGGACCCUAGUCAACGUGGCAAGGACUUCUUUACACUUGGUGUUGCUCCAUGAUAGAUUUAAUGUUGAUUAUGUGUUCUUGUGUAUCAGCCAGGAGAUGUCGGGGCUAUAUUUACAAGCUAAAGGGGUGAUUGAGUACUUCAGCUUUAAAAGCUAAAGGGGUGAUCGAGUACUUGAGCCGGCAAUGAAACAGUACUUUAGAUACAUGACCCUCUGAUUGAGGAGCACAGCUGUACUUAUAAUGCUGACUCCGAUGGCGAGGGGGCUAAGGAGAUGAGAGGCAUUCAAAUGACUGCUCAAGGAUGCCUUAGGAAUAAAAUCAACUCCAUGAAAAUUGCAAAGAAGGGUCUAGUCCAAGUUCUCAAUUAUCCACCCGGGGGAACACAUGCUCUAAUAGCUCUCUGAGAUACUAUACUGGAUGCCUGGGCUUUUAUCAGCUUUUAUUUCUUAUACGUAGCAUGUCUUAGUGAUAUGUUAAGCUUGAUAUACUAAUAAUAUCAACGUUUUCAGUAUUUUAUUUGUGCAGCUUAAUUUAGAUCAUGUAUAUUGCCGGAGAACGAGACACAAUAUUUAGACUCGCUGAAUGGUAGUAAAGUAUUUUUAAGUAAUAGUAGCCACCACAUUGUUUACGAAGCCCGAGCUACACUAUAUGGCAAACAUCUUGUGGACACUUGACCAUUACACCUAAAUGAGCUUGUCGUUCAUCCCAUUCCAGAACCAUGGCCAUUAAUAUGGAGUUGUCCACCUUUGUGGCUUUAAUAGCCUUCACUCCUCUGGGUAGGCUUUCCAAAAGAUUUUGUAGUGUGUCUGUAAACAUUUUUGGCCAAUAUAAUAUUUUCGAGGUCAGGUACUGAUGUUGGAUGAGUAGACCUGGCUCACAAUUGGCAUCCCUGUUUAUCCCAAAGGUGUUCAGUAGGGUUGAGGCCAGAGUUCUCUGAAGGACACUCAAGUUCCUCUAUGCCAAACUGGUCAAAUCAUGUCUCAUUAUGGACCUGGUUUUAUUCACACCUCCUUCUCCUCAAAUUCACCUCCUUCUUCUUCUGGGAAGGGUUUCUAAAACAUUUUGAAGUGUGUCUUUAUAACACCAGAAAAGAAGAUCUAGCUCUGUGUCUGAGUUCAUCCCAGUUCAUCCCAGUAGGGUUGAGGUCAGGGCUCUAUACCAUUCAUGUUCCCCCACACCAAACUGGUCAAAACUAUUUUUUGGAGUAAGCUUUAUGCAAAUGAACUCAACCUUUUUGGAGGGGUGUCAACAUACUUUUUGCCAUAUAGUGUAUCAGCAGGGAACCCCGUCGUUUGGAUGUUUACAAAUUGUGGUAAUGUGUGCUUUCUAUUAGGGCCAGUGGGGCCAAUUUACUAGAAGUAUAAAUUUGCACUAGCCUAAAUCCUGAAGGGUUUAAAAAAAAAAAGUCUGAAAGUAUCCCUAAACCUGUUUGAAUGUUUGAAGUGAACAUAGUCUGGGACUCCAGUAAAUCAGUUUCAAAGGGUUAGACAAAAGCCGGCCUUAGAUGGAUGGAAUCUUGACCAGUUCAGCAUGGACCAGCUGAGAUUCGAUCCAUCUAUAGUGGGCAGGCUGGUUAUACCCAAGUUGAUCCAUCGAUCGACAUGGGUACAACAAGCCUAUUGGGUUUUUUACAUGCAUUUACUGCCGGCAGCUAUAGCCACUAAUCAUUGAGUUCACCCAGUCAGGAAGGUUCCCCGUCGACAGAACACAGUAGCGCUGUGGCAGAGAUUUCACCAUCAACACAGUGUUGUUGGGGUAAUCAAGCCAUUUUCUUUUCUGCAACCCAUGCUGGAAGGCAAGAAAAUUGCAUAAUCUUUGGUCUACUUAAUACACCGUGAUUAACUUUGGAAAAUCUUUUUAACUUGUGAUGUUUUCAUUUUCAGUGCCAUUAUGUGUUUUACACUGGUGGUUAGGCUCCCUUGUUUUAAAGAGCAGUAAGCUAGAACUAUGUAAAAGGAGGGGAGUCUGCAUUGUAUCGGAUGGGGGAUGACUUUCUUCCUACAUAGCUGGUACAACAAUGAUGUUCCAGCUUGAUUAUGCAAUUGUGCAUUGGGUUCCUACACACAUUUCCUUUUUUUUCUACACACAUUUCCUGUGUAUUUCUGUUCUUCUUCCUCUCAAAGUGAAAGGUUCCCCUAAAUGGCUAAAAAGCUGAACUCCAAGCAGAUAUGUAAAAAAAAUACCAAUAUGUGGUCCUUAAAAAUAAUGAAAUGCAUUUGUUGGGGACAUGCUGAAGAAGACAAUACGAAACUGAAAAAUGUUUUACAUGAGGCUAGCAGAAAUCAAUGCUAUUACCCAAUGUUCCCAUUGUAGACUGCAGAGGGCUGAACAUCAUAUACCAAAGGGCCUCAGGGCUUUAAGGUAUCUGCGUUGGGAUACACACAUAUAUAUUUACUAGAUGUCCAUCAUAUACCUUCAUCUACAGUCUUCUACAUAGCUUAUAUGCUGCGGGACAAUUUGUUUUUCUGCGUACUGGGUCCUUAUUGAUUUCUAUGUGGAUAUCGCCCAUGGAUCUCCAACUUCAGGUGACCACCCCAUACAAGUCUAUGAGGGCCCAGCACACAAGCUCAAGUAGAAAGAAGAAUCAGAAGGCCAAGACUGCAAGAUUGCGGUAAGUAUGCACCUGGGUUUGUGUAUCAAAAUCCAUAUAUUUAUUUAUUAAAGUGCAAAGCAAGCAGCAGCAAGUUCAAGUGCAUAAUCCUUCAUGCAAAGCAGCAAGAUUUCGUGCCACUAAGCAGGCUUCCUCAAGCAUGGAGUACUCUAAUAUGCUCCAUUAUGCAUUUGAACUUGCUGUUGCCUUGCACUUUAAUGAAGAGCUAUAUGGACUGAAUAUUUUAAUGUCUAAGUCGUCGGAGCAUAUAACUUUUUGCUUUAAUGGAGAACUGUUUGCCUAAUCUAUUCGGCUGUCUUUUUCCUGUACAAGGCAUUUGAUACAAAGAGGAUUGGAGUGCUUUUGUGUAUGAUAAAUUGCAACCAAAAAAUUGGUGUGCCCAACACCCUCAUCCCAUCACAUCUAGCAUGACACUGGUGCCACAGCAGGGCUCCUGUUAGCCAGGAAUUGAACAUCCAAUGUAGAAAAAAGUUGGCAUUCCACUGGAGAUCCAUAACAAAAGUUUGUUAAAGACUACGUUUUUUUUUUUUU